Paramecium tetraurelia is the source of this 2826-nucleotide messenger RNA. RefSeq lists its product as uncharacterized. The transcript is spliced from 3 exons. Lineage: Eukaryota; Ciliophora; Oligohymenophorea; Peniculida; Parameciidae. The record is from RefSeq and is a predicted model, not a curated record.
AUGUUCAACAGAGUCUACAAAGCUUAAGAAGAUCAACUAUAUUUAGAUAAAGACAUUCAUACUAUUAGAUUGUAAAUCCCUGAAAGCGACUUGAAAUCCCAAAAAUCAAGUAGAUUGACUUCUUAAAGUUAAUAAAUCAAGUUAGUGACUAACACAACUAGGACUUAAUAAUAUCAACAAAUAACUAGUAACGCUUCGUUGGUUUCAGAAAAAUUACUUAUUGAUUUAUAAAUUGUACAAGAAGAAAACGUAAAAUUAAUCAGUCAACUCCAAGUCUUGUAAAUGAAUAAUAAAUAAUACUAAAAGGAAAUAUAGGAUUUUGAUGAGAAAUCAAAAUAGUUGGAAAGUAAAUAUAAGGACUAGUUAUUGCGUAUUUAAUUGGAAAAUGAUAUAAGUUUUAAGAAAGUUGAAUAAGAAAAUGUAAAAUUGCUCAGCCAAGUUGAAGUAUAUCAAAAAAAGCAAUCACAAUACGAAAUUUUGAUAGACGACUACUUAGCCCAAAUUGAUAAACUUAAUGCCAUAAACAAUUCGUUUUAGUAGUAAUUGCUCCUUGUAUAGAAGGAUUGUUCUAACUGUUAUAAGGAUUAGGAUAAAUAGAUAUAAAAGCUGAGUGAAAUGAACCAAUAGCUCUUAACUCAGAUUACCUAAUUAAAUAACUAAAAGAACACAGAUGCAUUACAGAUAAAAGAUUUAAGCAUUCUAAACUAAACUCUUUAAGAUCAACUAAAUAAGCAUAAGGAUGAAAUUAUAUUGCUUAAUCAGAGACUAAAGGAGCUUUAAGAUCAAAAUUCCUAAUUGAGUUAGAUGAAUACUGAAUAUCUGAAUCAAAUAACUAUGUUUCAAACUUAAGUGUCGGAAGUGUAAGGUAGAUGGUAGCAAAAUACUUAUGAAAGAGAAACGAAAACAAGACUAAGUGAAUAACAAUCCAGAUAAUCUACAUCUAAUAAUGGCAGAUAAAUUGAGGAAUUAAAUAACAAGAUUCUGAAUCUUAAUAAUUAAUUAAAUUAGGCAAAUCAAUAAAGGUAGUAAUUGUAAUAGGAAUUAUAUUAGUUGAAAAAAUAAUUGUAAUAGGAAUAAGAAGAUAGACUUUCAAUAUAAUCCAGGCAAUCGAAGUCAAUUCAACAGUCAAAAUUAAUAAUAGAAUUGGAAGAGAGGAUUCGAUCACUUCAGUAGUAAUUAUAGAAUGAACAAAUGAGUAAAUCUGUCAAUAAUGGAGAUUUAGACCUAAAGAACAAAUAAAUCUUAAUUUUAGAAUAAAAGACUUUAAAGUUAUAAUAAUAGUUGGACCAAUUACAAGUUCAGACAGAGGAGGAGAAAAGUUUAUUGUACAAAGAAAUAGAUCAGUUAUCUGAUUAAAAUAGAAGGGCCAAACAGUUAAAAAAUACUGAGUAUGAUUUAGAGUAUAGGAAUUCAAUUAAGCAAAAAGAAACAUUAUAGUAAGAGCUUAGUAAGGCCAAUUAAAGUAUUCAAAAGUAUUAGAGCAGGAUAAAAGCAUUAGAGGAGUAAAUUAUGUAAUUGAGCAAUGAAAGUUCGACGAUAGAAAAAUAGAAUAGAUUUAUUGUAGAUUUGGAGGAGAAGUUAAGACAAUUUCAAAGAAAAUACGAAUUAGAAAUAAAAGAAUAUAGAGUUGAAAAUUAACAGCUCAACCAGUAAUUGGAGAAGGCUUAGUCAGAAUUUCAAUAGAUCAAAUAGAAAUAUUCAAGGGAAAUAGAAGAUGUGGAGUCUAGACUGUAGAGAGAGAAUCAGAGAGUUUCUUUGUAAUUAAAUGAUAAGGCUGCAGAUUUAGGUUAGUUGGAAUCAAAGAAUAAGCAAUUGAGGGAAGAGUUAAUGAAUUUGGAAUCAAGAUAUGAAAAGUAAUUAAGAGAAGCAAAUAACAGAAUUAAGGAUGUUACGGAUGAUUUGGAGAUAAUGAUUGAAAAUUAUAAGAAGGAGAAAUAGUUAAGUGAGAAGUGGCAAAGCUAGAAUGAAGAUCUAAGAAGGUAGCUAUCAGUUUAAGUGGAGGAUGUAAAAAUAAAGACAGAAAGAUUAAGUGUGGAGAAGUAUGAAAGAUUGUCAAUAGAAUCAAGAAAAUAGAUUGAGUAGGUUUAAUAGUAAAUGAAUAAUGAAAUCAAUUAGCUUUAGCAUGAGGUGAGAAUGAGAAAUGAUUAGAUAAAUCAAUUAAAGCAAGUGAGUUAAUAGUAGGAAUAGAAGAUCAGUAAGUUUGAAAAGUAUAUACGGGAUUUAGAAGAUUAAUUGCAACAAUUAUCUAGAAAGGAGGAUAUGUUGAAUUAGUCAAAAAAUUAAUCAUUGGCGGAUUCUUUGAAUGUAAAGAUUAUGCAGUUAGAAAAUAAUUUAAUUAAGGCUUAGAAAAAGGAAGAUUAAUUGAUUUAGAGGAUUCGAUAAUUAGAGCAAUAGCAGAAUUAAAAUAGAAAUACAAGUGAAAUGGAAUAAAAGAACAAUUAAAUGUUUGAGGAGAUAUAGAUAUUAGUGUAAACUAUUAAAAGCUAAGAUUUUGAAAUAUCAACAUUAAAGAAUGAAUUAAUUUCAUAUUAAAGAGAAGUAUCAUUUAUGAAGGAGGUUGUAAAGGAAGAUACAAGUAGAUUGGAGACAUCACUAUUGGAUGAUAAGAAUAGGAGAAUUGUUGAAUUAGAGAAUAAGUGUGCAUUGUUGGCAAAUGAAAAUACAAGAUUGAAUUAAUUAAAAGCAAAUCAAUUUGAUGAAUGGAAGAGAAAAUAUGAUAAAUUACAAUCGGAAUUGGAAAGAAGUCUAAACCUAAGAGGAUAGGGUGAAUAGAACAAGAAUGUUAUAUUGUCUAGCAAUUUUGGAUAAAUAUCAAAUGCAAAAUGA